This is a messenger RNA of Dendronephthya gigantea, 1867 nucleotides long. RefSeq lists its product as uncharacterized. Gene Ontology annotation, molecular function: protein binding. The transcript is spliced from 3 exons. The record is from RefSeq and is a predicted model, not a curated record. The coding region runs from base 233 to 1114 and encodes 293 amino acids. Lineage: Eukaryota; Metazoa; Cnidaria; Anthozoa; Malacalcyonacea; Nephtheidae.
UUGCGAUCGAAAAGUUACAUAUUUCGGCGCAAUAUUAAACAGCAUUUUCAGCCGAAUAUAAACUAUUCAAGUCUUUUACACUUGGAUUUUUUUUGAAACUGCAAAGAGCUGUGGCAAUUUUAUUUUCAAAAUACACACAUUUGUUUAGGCACUGUGUGAUAUUCGUCUCUCGUCGGGAGGCUAAAUAUCUCUUGAAUUCCAAAGCCUGAAGCCAACUCACUUUGAGAAUUUAAUGGCGUCGUUCAAAGGCUUUGCGGUUUAUUUGCUUGUUCUUUUUGGCAUUUUGUUUUGUGAAACACAAGGCCAGUUGGAUACUGGAAAAUGGUACGAACUUGGUGAUUUGAAGACGUGUAAACGGGUCCCAAAUGAACCACCUUGUAAUAUAUCAAGAAAUCAUUUUGUGUCUGACUAUGCUUCAAGACAAUACUACAAACUGAUGGAGAAAAUUUAUCGACUUGUUCGUGAUGUAUCGCGUUUGGAUAGCCGUAGCCAAUGCACUCAUGCUUACGCAGAUUUUCUCUGUGCUCAGUACUUCCCCGAGUGUAAGAAAGGUCAGGAUCCGCGCUAUCCUAACUUGGAUAUCAGUCGAAGAAUCAAACACGAUAGAAAUAUCGCUGCAAAAUGUAGUAAAGUCAUCGCGUCGUGCAACAGUUUUGUCGGUGAAAAGUUUGUUGGAGAGAAAUACUUUCUCUGCGAUCAUGUCAGUAAUUAUCCUCCCGAUGGCUGGGAACUCAAUCGUUGUGUAAAAUACGACGAAGAAAGCAGAUGUAGAUCAAGUCAACAAGAGUUACCAGCAUGGCUUCGUGACCAACAUGACCAAGAAGUGCAGCAGUUCAUGAACUUGACAACUUUCCGUGUUAACCACACAUUACCAACCUGGUGCAGGAUCAGAAUUGAAAACUUCCUGUGCCGUCAUCCCGUAUGUUACGAUCAAAAACUUCUGACAAACUACACCAGACAAAGAUGCUCGAAUGAGCUUGAAUGUGCUCGUUUUGUCCCAGGAGAGAUCAAUGUUGAUGCAAUAUGUUUAACCUUUCCUAGCACCUCAUCCUUUUUCUUGGGGAACCUUGCGCUUAUAUUUAUAACUAUUUUGUUUGCACUUUGUGUCAUUUAGUGUUUCUUAGAUUUUAUAUGCAUGUAAAUUUGCCAUAAGGAUAUACAUAUGCAAAGGUACUUUCAUUUAACUUAUAUGUUAGGUCUGAGUUAAACCAAAUUGUGGUUUGUUACAAGGAAAGUAUUUUUCAUCUUUUCUUACAAAAUAAGGGCGAGACUGUGAGAUUAACCUGAUGCCAGAUAUAAGGCUGUUUUAAGACUGGAGUAUGACAAACUGGUCAUAUUUAGUUAAAUAUAUAUAGAGAUAAAUCUGUUUUCGCCACUUUAGGCAGAUGUAAAUGAUUUUUCUUGAAUGCUGAGUUUGUGAAAUGCUCUAUAUAUAAUGCCAGUAAUCUUUCUGUAUUGAAAUUCAAUAGCACCAGUCCAUCUGGCCAUUUUUACCUGGAUUAGGUUGUCUUACUAGUCUCAUGGUUACUGCUGCCAUUUGGAAAAUCACUAAAAAGAAAAAUUUGUUAAUGACGUUUUCAAACCUAAGGAUUGUAAUAUUGAUUAUGUAUGCUUAACCUAGGAUGUAUUCUUUCGAAUCCUGUUAAAUAGUAAUUAUUCUGGACUAUAUAAACUUUAUUUCAAAUGUGUAAGAAACAUAGAAACAUUCUGUGAUUGAUGUAGUCUGCCCUUUGAAAACAAUGCAUAAUACGAGCUGUUGUACAUAAAAUUAACACAAAUUCUAGUGUUACACCAGUAGGGUUUGUACACAUGUAAGGUUUAUUUCCUGAAUGGUUAUGUCGCUUAGGGCGUUUCUCACUGAUUGAAA